AUGUUCCGCAAGUACUCCUACCUCGAGCACUACCCCGAAAUCCAGGAGAUCAUGUCUGAGCGCCCCCGCUUCUUCCGCGACCACCUGGACCACUGCCUCGAGAUGCUCCGCCAGAACCUGAUGUGCCACGCCGACAUUGCGCUCAUCACCUACGACUGGGUCGCGGGCUUCCCCAAGCCCUUCCCCGACUUCAGCACGGUGCACCAGUGCCGCGACUUUGGAAAGAUCCAGCAGUGGGAGCGCGAGAACCGCGUCCGCGUGUCGCUCGGGCGCAUCCAGGCCGCGCGGGGUGAGGGCGAGCUCUCUGUUGCGGACGUCGAUCUCAGCGGCGUGCUCACCAUCGGUGGAAUGAGCGGGGAUGCACCCACUCGAACGGAUUGA
Fibroporia radiculosa is the source of this 381-nucleotide messenger RNA. RefSeq lists its product as uncharacterized. Bases 1 to 381 code for a protein of 126 amino acids. The transcript is spliced from 2 exons. NCBI's taxonomy places the organism in Eukaryota, Fungi, Basidiomycota, Agaricomycetes, Polyporales, Fibroporiaceae. The record is from RefSeq and is a predicted model, not a curated record. Gene Ontology annotation, biological process: mycotoxin biosynthetic process.